GGACAAGAUGCCGGAAGCGGCGUCGGCAGCCACGUGGGUCAACGCGCUCGGCUUCAGCGGCGGCGUGAUCCUCUCGAUCUGCACGGUGCCGCAGAUCUACUCGAUCGUCAAGACCAAGUCGGCCGGCGAUGUCUCGAUGGUCUUUACCGUCAUGUACUUUUUCGGCGUCGCGACGUCGGCGGCCUACAUGUUUCUCAUCGACGCCUACGCCGCCGCGUGGCCGCUGGCGAUCGAAACCAUCUUUGGCGCGUCGCUCUGCUUCCUCGUCUACUACUACACGCGCGCGCGCCGGGCGCCGUACGAUGUCAUUGCGUCGGCCCACCACCGAGAAGCCGACAUGCAGCACGAGCUCAAGCUGCUGCAAGCCAGCCUCGAGCUCGCUGUUUGGUUCGAGUCGGCGCUGAGAACCCUCGAAGCCGACAUGGGUGUUGGCUUGGACGUCACGCGCCCGCCCUUGGCGCUCACAGUUACGUUCAAGGCGCCGUGCGCGAUGUUCGCCCAGCUCUACCCGUUCAUGGUCAUCCAAGCUGGCCUCGCACGCGUCGCGAUUGCAGCGCCGAGCGUCUCGGAGACCGACUUGGCGGCCUUGCUCGCCGAGUGUCGGACCAUGGGCAAGCGGUCGUUUGAUGCACCGACGUCGAUCCAAGUGCAAGGCUCGUACCGGCAGCUCGCCGACGCGAUGUAGAGACUCCUUUUUAGAUACUAGAAGCGCAUGGCGCUAGGUUUACGCCAACGCAUCCAUUUGUCUUGUGGCUCGACAAUAUACGUGGCAGCAUGAAGUCGUGAAAUG
Saprolegnia parasitica CBS 223.65 is the source of this 790-nucleotide messenger RNA. RefSeq lists its product as hypothetical. Bases 8 to 685 code for a protein of 225 amino acids. NCBI's taxonomy places the organism in Eukaryota, Oomycota, Saprolegniomycetes, Saprolegniales, Saprolegniaceae. The transcript has a single exon. The record is from RefSeq and is a predicted model, not a curated record.